CUUUUAUUAUGGUGUGUAUUCCACGACCAACCGGAAGAAGCGCGUUGUGGUGGUCGGCAUUUAAAUACCUCUACAAAGCAAAUAAGUGUCAUUCCCAUAUAAAUAUGAACCGAAUUUUCGGUCGGAGCAAACAAGCGGCGUCUCCCAACCUUUCUGACUGCAUAGGCAAUGUGGACACGAGGAUUGAGUCAAUCGACAAGAAAAUAGCGAGAAUCGAUGCCGAGCUCAUGAAGUAUAAGGACCAGAUGAAGAAGAUGAGGGAUGGACCCUCAAAAAAUACAGUGAAGCAGAAGGCAAUGAGAGUGCUGAAACAGAAGAGAAUGUAUGAGGGCCAAAGAGAUCAACUUUCUCAACAGUCUUUUAAUAUGGAACAAGCCAACUAUACAAUCCAGUCUUUAAGGGACACCAAAACAACAGUGGAAGCUAUGAAGAUUGGAGCAAAAGAAAUGAAGAAAGCAUACAAACAAGUGAAGAUGGAUCAGAUUGAAGACCUGCAGGAUCAACUGGAGGACAUGAUGGAAGAGGCCAACGAAGUACAGGAAGCUCUCAGUCGCAGCUACGGCACACCAGAGAUCGACGAGGAUGAACUGGAAGCAGAACUGGAUGCUCUGGGAGAUGAGUUGCUGCUGGAUGAUGAUAGCUCUUAUUUAGACGAAGCCUCAUCUGCUCCCUCUAUUCCUGAAGGAAUGCCCAGUGACACCAAAACUAAUAAGGAUGGCGUUCUGGUGGAUGAGUUUGGCCUGCCACAGAUCCCUGCUACAUAAGAAUCUGUUCUCAGAGGAGUUUUUUUUUUUUUUUUUUUUGGUAUGGUGGAAGAAGUGUUUUUGUGUUGGUGUUUAAGUUUUCUUGCAUUCAUUACCCAGUCUAGCACAUGGCUUUGUAACUAUAAUGUGUUGAACAUAAUAUUCUAAGUUUAUUUAGAAUUCAACAUUCAAUUUUGCAGUCACUUUUAGUUUUUAGUUAUCCAAAAAAGGCUCAUUGCAUGUGGGUCAAAGACAAAAGGCAAGGCAAGGCAAGGCUAGUGUAUUUAUAUAGCACAUUUCAUACACAGUGGUAAUUCAAAGUGCUUUACAUAAACAAGAAUAAAAGAAAUAAGUAUAAGAAAUAAAAACAGCAAAGAAUAAAAGUAAUUAAGAACAAGGAAUAAAAAGAAAAGAAAGACAUAAUAGUGUGAUCUGUCAGACAUGGCACAGUGCUCAUUAAGUAAAGGGGUUUAAAAGCAUCAGAAUAAAAAAGGCAAUUAGGAUACUUACAACAAGAGUCAUUCUAUGGCUUUAUUUAUGAACAUAACUUGCCAACAGAUUAAAAAAAAUAACUUAAUGUUAUUAACCCUGCUUGAGUUUCCUUCCGCUGAACACAAAAAUGCUGAUAACCUAUAGACUGUUGUUUUAGGACACAAAAAUAAUAUGGAAAUUAAUGCGUACUUCCAGUUGGUAGAAGUAGAAAUAUUUCUGCUUGUGUUUAACAAAAAAAUAAUAAUAAUUUGUAUAGGUUUGGAACAAGUAAAAGUUGGAAAAAUUAGUGGGGUGGGGGGUGGGGGACCAAUGAAUGGUCAAAAUAAUUAUGCUGUUUCAUUUUUCCAUAAAUAUAUCUGCUAUGCUGAAUGAUGAUGGAACAUUAUUUCGACACUUUAUUUUCCCAAAACAUUAUUUGAACCAUUAAAACAGACACUUACAUUAAACUUUCAUUUUCUAUGUACCUGUACAUAAAAUGACUUUAGUAGAUUUAAUUUAACUAAUUUAAAAUAGGACUCUUUUAACUGUAUAUCUUUAUUAAUCGUAUUUUUGGGUCACCAACUAUGAAUUGCCUCAUUUUGGGGCUUAAGAACACUACAAAGAACUGUGGAAAUUUAAUAAAACACCACAACUUUUUUUGGAGUAAGGAUUUUAUUUUCAAACAUCUUACUCUUGUUUAAUGUUGUUAAUAACAAAUAAGCUCAUUUUGUAUUGUAGCAGGGUCUCAUUUGAAAUUUACAUUUGUCAUGUGAAAUAAAAUCUGUGUCCUUGUCAGGAGUAAAUAUGUCUUUACUCUAGAGCUUGUUGACAUGUUGAACAUUAUUGUUGACGCAAAACCAAGUUUUUCAGCUCAGUUCUGGGUUGCAUGAAUGAAGAACCUGCUUGAAGCGGCACUGUACAGCAGUGUAGUACAAAUAAUGCUUGACGUAUUACUUGGUCAUGUUUUUUAACCCCAUUAACACAUCAAGAUCUGAAAUGUGAAAUGCAUCAUUGGAGUCCGAGAUGCAAUAAAGUGUUUUUUUAAGAGCAGAG
This is a messenger RNA of Danio rerio (zebrafish), 2267 nucleotides long. Lineage: Eukaryota; Metazoa; Chordata; Actinopteri; Cypriniformes; Danionidae. The record is from RefSeq and is a predicted model, not a curated record.